CAGAAGAUAAUCUCUAUCCUCCAGGAAUUUACUUUCUAAUGGGGGAGCCCAAAUAACCAUAUAUAGGCAAGAUAUAUACAGGAUAUACUGGAAAUGGUUAGCAAAGGGAAAGCACUAGAAUUAAGAAAGAUUAGGAAAGGCUGCCUAUAGAAGCUGAGACUUCAUCUUUCUGUAGUUCUAAAGGGAAAGAAUUCAAUCUGUCAAAAACCAUAUGAAAAAAUUCUGCAAAUAACUAAAAGCAAGAGAAAUACAAAUUAAAAUAACUUUGAGUUUCCAUCUCAUACCCACUAGAUUGGCAACAGUGACCAAAAAAAGAGUAAUUGUUGGAAGGACUAAGAAAUGAUAGCCACAAUAAUAUACUAGUGGUAGAAUUACAAAUUUUCCUAGUCUUUCUGGCAAACAAUUAAGAAUUAUUCCCCAAAUUAAACUAGACUGUAACAUUGAUCUAGAAGUACUACUAUUAAACAUAUACCUUAAAGAAAUUUUUGAAAAGAGGGAAAAAUCUAUUUAUCCCAAAAUAUUCAUAACAGCUUUUUUUGUAGUAGUCAAAAAAAUUCCCUCAAAACUAAAUCUCUAAAAGCUGUAGAGAUACCCAUUAAUUGGUGAAUGGCCGAACAGAUUAUGGUAGAUUAAUAUUAUUGUCUUGUAAGAAAUAAUGAAAGUGACAUAUUUAGAGAAACUUGGGAAAACUUAUAUGAAUUAAAGCUGAGUGAAGUAAAUGAGAUAGGAGAACAAUUUAUACAAUUACUAUACAUUGUUAAAAAAAAAAAAAAGCUUUGAAAGAUUUAAGAACACAAUGAUCAGUGAGGAUUCUAAAGGACUGGUAAUGAAGAAUGUUACCAAGCUCCAAAGGUGAUGGACUAGUGGGGCAGAAUGAGGCAUUCAUUUCCAAAUAUGGUGAAUAUGUGGAUUUGGAUUGGUUUGUUUUUUGGUUUGGCUUUUGAUUUUUUUUGAUUAUGAAUAUUUGUGUUUGUUAAGUUCAGAAUAAUUAAUUUUAAAAAUAAGUCAAAAUUUUUCUAACUUAAGGAUGCUAUUUAUAUGAUCUGUCAACUCCCAAGGUCUUGUGUGCUUCCAACACAGAUAGCCAAGAUGUAUAUAUAUUUUCCCCCCUUAAUCUUAUUUCUCUUUCCUUUUCCUCUUACAGUGCUGCUCUUGAGAUGGAGUUACUGUCCUUUUGGUUCUCCCUGAGUUUCAUUGUGUUGGUUGUAGAGUUGCAGAACGGAACUAGAAUGGCAGCAGCAGAAUACCAAGGGGUUUGCAAGAUGGUGGGUCGAAUUGCUUAUUGCCAAAGAAGACACCUAGUUUCCGUGCCCAGUGAUCUCCCAUCGCACUCAGUGGAGCUUGUGCUGGAUGCUAACUCCAUCAAGACCUUGGGGUAUCAUUCCCUCCAUCAGUAUUCCCACUUGAAGAAGCUGAGUCUAGUUAAUUGUAAGCUGGAAUGCAUUGACCGAAACACUUUCCAGGGGAGCAGCUACAUCCACUCUUUGGCCCUGAGUAACAAUUUUCUCUCAGUAAACUACACAGAAUCUGGAGCGGCUCUGCGAUCUCUCCUGGGCCUGAGGGAGCUCGACCUGUCUGGAAACUCCCUGACCGAGGACAUGGUCGCUGAGAUGCUCCUCAACCUCUCCUCCCUGGAGUCCCUGUCUCUAGCGAGGAAUGUCAUCAUGAGGCUUGACGAUGCUAUCUUCCAGAGCCUGGGGAGACUGCAGGAGCUGGAUUUGCAAAGGAACUACAUCUUUGAGAUCGAAAGUGGCGCCUUUGACGGCCUGAAGUGGCUGAGGAGGCUCAAUCUGGCUUUUAACCACCUUCCCUGCAUUGUGAACUUCGGUCUUACCCAGCUUCAGGUGCUGAACAUCAGCUACAACAGCCUUGAAUGGUUCAUAGCAGACAGUGGAGACGCUGCCUUUGCGCUGGAGACGCUGGACCUCUCCCACAAUCGGCUGCUCUUUUUUCCCUUUCUCCCUCAACAGAACAGGCUUCACACCCUGUUGCUAAUGGACAAUGAGAUGGGCUUUUAUAAGGACCUCUACAAUGUCUCAUCCCCCAAAGACACUGUGGUCCAGUUCCUCCUCGUCAGCGGCAAUGUGACCAACGUGACCACCGUCAACCUCUGGGAGGAGUUUGCCCUGAGUGAUCUCUCUGCCCUUCACUUCCUGGACCUUAGCCAGAACCAGCUCCGGUACCUACCCGAUGGAUUCCUAAGGAACAUGACUUCCCUUUCCCACCUUAACCUUAAUCAGAACUGCCUGCAGACGUUCCACAUCCAAGAGGAUGACCCCCCGCCCUCCCUCUCUGACCUUAACCUCAGCCAGAACCGGCUCUCAGAGCUGCGCUUGGCUCCGAGGCUCCCUGGCUCCCUGAGCAGUCUCAGACACUUCAACCUUAGCUACAAUCAGCUUCAGGGGCUCCCCCCGGGCCUCUUCUCCAGCACCAGUAACAUCACUACAAUUGAUUUGAGUCACAAUCAAAUCACCUUUUGCUCCCCUUCGGAAAAGAUUGGCCAACCCGCCUGCGUCGACUUCCGAAAUAUUACCUCCCUGAGGAGCCUCUUUCUCGAGAACUGUGGACUGCCAAGCCUGGAAGGGCGCGCUUUCCGAGGGACGCCCCUCACUCACCUGGACCUGUCCGGUAACCGCGGCGUUUUGCGGAAGGGCAUCACUCCUCUCCGAGAUGUUGCCCCCACGUUGCAGGUCCUGUCUCUCAGAGAUAUCCGCCUCCAUCCCAACGGCACGGAGCUGGACUUCUCUGGGUUCGGGAGUCUGAGAUACUUAGAUAUGUCCAGCAAUUCCUUGACCAGCUUUCCCCGCUUCUGGGAAGGCCUAGAACUCCACACCCUGGAUCUUCGGAGGAACCGGCUCACCGCCCUUCCUCAAUGGGCCGGCUCUGGCCAACUCAAAAAGAGCCUUCGCGUUCUCUACCUCAGUCAGAAUCCGUACGAUUGCUGCUGGCUGGAGGGCUGGGGUCCCCUCCACAGCCUGAAGAGCCUGUACAUUGUAGACUGGGGAGCUGUCACCUGUAACUUCUCCUCCAAUAUAGUCCGUGUGGUAGAGCUGUCUGAGGAUAUAGCCCAGGAUUGCAAGUGGGGAAGGGUGAAUCUUAGUCUGCUUUACUUGGUACUCAUCCUCCCGACCUGUCUCACCCUUCUGGUAGCCUGUGUGGUGAUCUUCCUGGCCUUUAAGAAGCCCCUGCUGCAGGUGGUAAAGAGCCGUUGCCAAUGGUCCUCCAUUUAUUGAUCCUGAGGAGAAUGUAACCUAUUCAUUAUUAUGGGAGCAAACCCUUUCUAAGUUUAAAAAAAAAAAAAAAAGUGAGUCAGAUGAGUGGGUUGGACUAGGUGACCUUUUAUUUCAUUCCAUUCCAGCCCCAAAUUUAUUAACCAUGUGAUCCUGGCCAAGUUUUGUUACCUUGCUUGUCUCAGUUUCUUCAUCUGCAAAAUGAGCUGGAAAAGGGAAUGACAAGCCAGUCUGAUACCUACUUUUAUCUAAAAAAACCUCCAAUGAAGUCCAGAAGGAUGAAAAAUUACUGAGCAAUAAUAAAAACAGCAAAAAAACCUAACAACAAAUGAGGAGUCAGAUAAUAUGUGCUGAAUUAGGGAAUGGAUUUAGAGGAAAAUGGCUUUCAUUCCUUUAUCCCUCCAAACAGCAUGUUUUAGUGAAUAAGGCACUGGGCUUGGAUUAAGGAAGAUCUCGCCCAACUUUAGCACCCUGAACUGAGCCACAGUUUUCUGAAAAAUGAAAAAUGAAAAAUGAAUCAUACCAAUUGUACCUACCUCACAGGGUGAUUGUGGGGAUGAAACAAAAUAAUGUUUGUGAAAUGCUUUGUAAACCCUAGAGACCUUUAUAAAUCUCAAAUACUAUCUUUAUUUUUUAUUAUUAUGGAUAAACAGCCACAUAAAGAAUUUUUAUAAAAUGUGACUAAAAGAAA
Molecule: messenger RNA, 3921 nt
Organism: Antechinus flavipes (yellow-footed antechinus)
Lineage: Eukaryota; Metazoa; Chordata; Mammalia; Dasyuromorphia; Dasyuridae
Gene: NRROS
Product: negative regulator of reactive oxygen species
Exons: 2
Coding region: 1158-3233 (691 amino acids)
Molecular function (GO): protein binding
Source: RefSeq, a predicted model, not a curated record